AUGAACUCGACCCGCCUUUUCCGCCCGCUCGCGAGGGCCGCCUUCCGCCAGCCCACCCUCGUCCGCCCCUCCGUUAUGGCGCGCCCAGCCCUCGCGGCGACCCAGAGCAAGACGCAGAAGACGGAGAUGGCUCCCCAGCAGAUGACGAUUCUCAAGUCGGCCAUGCCGCAGCUCAUCCCCUUCUUCUUCGUCAACGAGACCACCAUGGCCUUCAUCCUGCUCCCGUCCCUCAUCUACGUCAUGUCCAAGUACAUCCUGCCCCAGCGCGUCCGUCUCUUCGCGGCCCGUCUGUUCAUCAGCAAGCUCUGA
Trematosphaeria pertusa is the source of this 309-nucleotide messenger RNA. RefSeq lists its product as uncharacterized. Gene Ontology annotation, biological process: proton motive force-driven ATP synthesis. The transcript is spliced from 2 exons. Bases 1 to 309 code for a protein of 102 amino acids. The record is from RefSeq and is a predicted model, not a curated record. NCBI's taxonomy places the organism in Eukaryota, Fungi, Ascomycota, Dothideomycetes, Pleosporales, Trematosphaeriaceae. Gene Ontology annotation, molecular function: proton transmembrane transporter activity.